Messenger RNA from Lagopus leucura (white-tailed ptarmigan), 538 nucleotides. Its product is annotated as putative protein TPRXL. The transcript is spliced from 2 exons. The annotation marks the transcript as partial. NCBI's taxonomy places the organism in Eukaryota, Metazoa, Chordata, Aves, Galliformes, Phasianidae. The record is from RefSeq and is a predicted model, not a curated record.
CCUUCAUCACCAUCAUCACCUCCAUCAUCAGCGUCACCUUCAUCAUCAUCACCUUCAUCAUCGUCACCUUCAUCACCUCCAUCAUCAUCGUCACCUUCAUCUUCAUCAUCACCUCCACCUUCAUCAUCUCCAUCCUCAUCAUCGUCACCUUCAUCACCGUCACCUUCAUCACCCCCCCAUCCUCAUCAUCGCCGCCAUCCUCACCAUCAUCAUCAUCAUCAUCAUCAGCUCCUCACUGGCGCCGCCUGCGGGAUGAAGGACCAUCAGCGCCUCUCAUCAUCACCUCCAUCAUCAGCGUCACCUUCAUCAUCAUCACCUUCAUCAUCGUCACCUUCAUCACCUCCAUCAUCAUCGUCACCUUCAUCUUCAUCAUCACCUCCACCUUCAUCAUCUCCAUCCUCAUCAUCGUCACCUUCAUCACCGUCACCUUCAUCACCCCCCCAUCCUCAUCAUCGCCGCCAUCCUCACCAUCAUCAUCAUCAUCAUCAUCAGCUCCUCACUGGCGCCGCCUGCGGGAUGAAGGACCAUCAGCGCCUCU